This is a messenger RNA of Eurypyga helias (sunbittern), 2598 nucleotides long. Its product is annotated as PH domain leucine-rich repeat-containing protein phosphatase 1-like. The record is from RefSeq and is a predicted model, not a curated record. Gene Ontology annotation, molecular function: protein serine/threonine phosphatase activity. Gene Ontology annotation, biological process: protein dephosphorylation. NCBI's taxonomy places the organism in Eukaryota, Metazoa, Chordata, Aves, Eurypygiformes, Eurypygidae.
CAAUAUCCGUUGCUUCAAGAUCGACCAGCCCUCGGCCGGUGAUGCUUCGGGAGCGCCGGCGGUGUGGAGUCACGGUUACACGGAAGCCUCGGGCGUCAAGAACAAGCUGUGUGUGGCAGCGCUCUCGGCCAAUAACUUCUGUGACAACCGGGAGGCGCUUUACGGUGUUUUUGAUGGCGACCGCAACGUGGAGGUGCCGUAUCUGCUGCAGUGCACCAUGAGCGACAUCUUAGCGGAAGAGCUGCAGAAAACAAAAAAUGAGGAGGAAUACAUGAUCAACACUUUCACUGUUAUGCAGAGGAAACUUGGAACAGCUGGACAGAAACUUGGAGGCUCUGCUGUCCUUUGCCAUAUAAAACACGAUCCCAUGGACCCUGGUGGAUGCUUCACGCUGACCUCAGCAAACGUGGGGAAGUGCCAAACCGUUCUCUGCCGGAAUGGGAAACCUCUGCCUUUGUCCAGGUGUUACGCGAUGAGCUGUGAAGAAGAGCUGAAGAGGAUUAAGCAGCACAAGGCCAUUAUCACGGAGGACGGCAAAGUGAAUGGUGUGACGGAUUCAACAAGAAUCUUGGGUUACACCUUCCUUCACCCAAGCGUUGUGCCGCGUCCUCACGUCCAAUCCAUCACCUUAACCCCGCAAGAUGAGUUCUUCAUUCUGGGAAGCAAGGGGCUGUGGGACAGCCUCUCGAUGGAUGAAGCAGUGGAGGCAGUCAGGAACGUGCCCGACGCGUUGGCAGCCGCGAAGAAGCUUUGCACUUUGGCCCAGAGUUACGGCUGCAACGACAGCAUCAGCGCUGUCGUGGUUCAGCUCAACGUGACGGAGGACAGCUUCUGCUGCUGUGAACUUAAUGGGGUCCCACCCCCCAGCCCAGGCAUUUUCCCCCAGUCUGUCAACGUGGUCAUCAAGGACAGGCCGACGGAUGCGCUCGGGAUGCCAUCUUCGAGCAGCGGCAUGGCUUCGGAGAUCAGCAGCGAGAUCUCCACCUCCGAAAUGAGCAGUGAGGUCGGCUCCACGGGCUCUGACGAGCCGCCCCGUAACAGCCCGGCCUACCCGGGGGAGCAGCGCUGCAUGCUCCACCCCAUCUGCCUGUCCAAUUCUUUCCAACGGCAGCUCUCCAGCGCCACCUUCUCCAGCGCCUUCUCCGACAACGGCCUUGACAGCGAUGACGAGGAGCCGAUCGAGGGGGUGUUCACCAAUGGCAGCCGCGUGGAAGUGGAGGUGGACAUCCACUGCAGCCGAGUGAAGGAGAAGCAGCUUCUCCACGUGCCGGUGGAAGCCAGCGACGAAGGUAUCGUCAUCAGUGCCAACGAAGACGAGACCGGCCUUCCCAGGAAAGCUGAAUAUUCUGCCACGGGCACAAUCGGGCGCCGGCGGGGCAAUGGUUCCGUGGCGCCACACGAGAGGAGCCAUAACUUAAUUGAAGUUGCGACGGAUGCACCGCUCAGAAAAACGGGGGGCUACUUUGCUGCUCCAGCGCAGCCCGAUCCCGACGACCAGUUCAUCAUCCCACCAGAGCUGGAAGAAGAAGUCAAGGAGAUUAUGAAGCAGCACCAGGAACAACAACAGCAGCAGCAGCAGCGGCAGUACCCGAUGGACCACCUGGCAGACUAUUACGACACACCGCUAUGACCCACUCUAUUUACUGCUCAGAAAUGAGCUAGCUAACGUGGAGACUUGAGUGUGGGACCCAGUGGGCUCGCAUUACAGCAGGGGUUUUCCUUAUCCUUUUCCUUUAUAUACUUCCUUUUCCUUAUCCUGCCACUACAGAUAACUGCAGCUUUUCAGUUUGUUAGGUUUAAUAUUCAUUGACUUUCUUCUAGAGACGCUUGACCGGUAAAGUUUAAAAUAGUUAACCUUCCCUUAACAUAUCAAGUGUAAAAACAAACAAAAACAAACAAACAAAAAAUCUAAAGAAAUAAUAAAAAGGUUUAAUAUAUUGCUGAGAAACAGAUGAUGAUGUAAUAUUUUUUAAAAAGGCUUGUUUGUUUUGUUUGAAAAGCAGGGCAGUAGCCAGUGCUAAAUGAUUUAAGUAAUAUUGUAAUACUGUAUUUCUUCGAGAGAAAAGGCUUUUUUUGGUCUUGAAAAUGAUAGACAUUUGUAGAAUAUGGAGACUAACUCCUAGGAGUUGCUUUUACUCUUUCAGGUGACUUAAGUCACUGAGAUUCACUAAUUUUCUCUGAGAGAACAGUUGAUUGGGGAAUUCCUGUAAAUAGCUCAGUGUUGUAUAGUGACGCUUCCAUGUUUUGUAGCCUUGGCAUUAAGGACACAACCCGAAAAAUCGAUCCGUUUUUUUCUUAAGCGACUCUCUGGGCCAUCCGUGGUCGCCGAGCGUAGCGGACCGAGCGGCUGCGUACGAGGUAGCAGGAGCCGAGGUGGCGUUAGGCCGUUUAAAGCAACCCACUUUUUCCUCCAGCCUCUUUCUUUCCUUGCUUUCACAGACACGUUUCGUUUGUGUUCCUUACUGCUGCCACAACCAGCAUGAUUGUAUAGAGCUCAUUUCCUGUAGGACAUUUACAUACCGAGAGUUAUAUUAAAGCCGAAUGCACAGAUGAACAUGUCAUAAUUUUUGUUAUAAUAAAUAUGAAAUUUACACCCGA